GAUUUCCCUCGUAUUUCGCUUUAUGGACAACGCCGUAGCUCCCUCUGCCUAGUUCCUCGAGAAAGCGAACAUUUCCUUGUCCCAUUUCACUGCCUGCAAAGCUUCAGUCGCAUCCAAACAUCCCUUCUUUCAGGGGCGGUGAUAGAACAAGUUUAAGAAAACUAACAUGUGGACAUUACGAGGUGUGAGAUCGGGGCUAAAAACCCCGCGAUACAGCCGAGUUUCCCGAAGAAGACUCCAUGGAGUAGGUGAAAAAGUAAUGGCGAUUCGACGAGAGGACAUCAACGUUUGGGAGAGACGAGCACCUAUCGGCCCGGCUCAUGUAUCAGAACUUGUGAACAGAGGAAUCAAAGUUCUUGUGCAGCCUUCGACCAGACGAGCCUACACUAUGGAUGAAUAUGAACGCGCCGGGGCUGUCAUUACGGAGGAUCUAAGCCCUGCGAGUUUGAUCAUCGGCGUGAAAGCUGUGCCAGUGGACUUAUUAUUGCCAAAUAAGACUUACGCAUUCUUUUCCCAUACAAUUAAAGCGCAAGAGGCGAAUAUGUCACUACUAGAUGCAAUGCUGGACAAGAAUAUCAGGAUUGUCGAUUAUGAGAAGAUGGUGGACAAGAAAGGCCAGAGAGUGUGUGCUUUCGGAAAAUUCGCCGGAGUCGGAGGGAUGAUUAAUAUCCUCCAUGGGUUGGGGCUGCGGCUUUUAGCUCUAGGUCAUCAUACCCCAUUCAUGUACAUGGGUGGCACACAUAAUUACAAGAGCAGUCGUGCAGCUAAACUUGCUAUUUAUGAGUUGGGGGAGGACAUCAAAGCAGGAAAGCUACCUGAACAUUUUGGUCCCUUGUCAUUCAUUUUUACAGGAUCCGGUAAUGUUUCUCAGGGUGCACAAGAGGUGUUCCAGGAGCUCCCACAUCUUUACGUCCAUCCACAUGAACUCAAGAAAGCUGUAGAGAAAGGAGAUCAUAGGAAGGUGAUUGGGACGGUUGUCAGCAGGGAAGACUACUUGGUGCCUAAAGCAGGUGGAAAGUUUGACGCCCAGGAGUAUGAAGCGCACCCUGAGAGAUACAGGUCUACAUUUGCUGAGAUUGUUGCUCCCCACAUGUCUGUCCUGGUAAAUGGUACUUACUGGGCACCUGGUCUGCCACGUGUACUCACAUACGACGAUGCCAAGAACCUCCUAAAGCCAAUGGCACGCACAAGUGCCUAUGAUGGUUGCCCCAAUCUUCCACACAGGCUACUAGCUAUUUGUGACAUAUCUGCUGACCCAGAUGGUUCUCUUGAGUUUAUGAAGGAAUGCACAACAAUAGAAUACCCUUUCCAUCUAUAUGAUAUCAAAACCGGGACCUCCCAGAUAGGGAUGGCAGGUGAUGGGGUACUGAUCUGCUCCAUCGAUAACGUCCCCGCCCAACUUCCACGAGAGGCCACAGACUACUUUGGCAAACUUUUGUUGCCAUGGCUACCAGAAAUGAUUGAUUCUGAUGCGACAGAGCCAUUUGAGUCACAGACACAUCUUUCACCAACAGUUAGAGAUGCUGUCAUAACAUCAAACAGAGAGCUUACUCCAAACUUUAAAUACAUCGCAAAGCUCCGGAAAAGAAUGGAGGAGGCAAAGGCUCGUGCCCUGGGCCCCAAUGUGGCCACGCCCAUGAGAAAGCGGGUUCUUGUACUAGGGUCAGGACUCACCGUCGCUCCCACCAUUGAGUACCUGGUCAGAGAUAAAAGUGUUGGCGUCACCGUUGCAUCGUCUGUCAUGAGCGAGGCAGAGCAGUUGGCUGGGAGUUUCCGUAAUACUCGUCCUGUUCUACUUGAUGUGGAAUACCACACUGAUAAACUGCAAAAACUCAUUAAGGAUCAUGAUAUUGUUAUCAGCUGCCUUCCAUACGACCUUCAUGGUGCGAUCGCUGGCAAGUGCAUCGAGCACAAAAAGAACAUGAUCACCUCUAGCUACGCUCAUGUGCUCUCUGACGAGAUCCACAAGGCUGCGAUGGAUGCAGGAGUGUGCAUCGGCAUGGAGCUAGGACUGGACCCAGGUAUCGAUCACGUGCUUGCCAUGGAGUGCUUUGAUGACGUCAAGGACGAGGGAGGGACGAUUAAGUCGUUCCUGUCGUACUGUGGAGGCCUUCCCGCCCCCGAACACGCAGACAACCCUCUCAGAUACAAGUUCAGCUGGAGCCCGCGCGCUGGUCUCAUGACCAUCAUGCACGGAGCCAAGUACUUGUGGUAUGGCAAGACGGUGGAGAUCGCUCCAGGCGAGCCCUUACUGCAGGAGAUCAAACCCACGGGUCAGUUCCCGGGGUACAAGCUCGAGGCGUACCCCAACAGGGACUCCACCUUGUACCGCGACCGCUACAACAUCCAGACGGCGGACACGGUGAUCCGAGGCACCCUCAGGUACGAGGGAUUCUCCACUGCUGUCACUGGCCUCUUCAAGCUUGGCUUUUAUAGCAUACGGCCACACCCGGACUUUGAACUUGCGCAACAGCUCCCAUGGUGUACGUUGUUGGCAAAAAUGAUGGGAAAGCCCGACGCGGGCAUGAGCGAGCUGAGCUCACUCGUCUACGAGCGAGUUGGACGCAACGAGCAACGAGUUGCUGCUAUUGAAGGGCUCGGUCUAAUGUCUGAGGAGCCAGUAGUCCCCCAGAAGACCCCCCUAGACACUCUCGCGAGCUACCUUAAGACCAAACUAGACUACAAGGAUGGAGAGAGGGACCUGGUACUACUACGACACGAGAUCGGCAUUGAGUGGCCGUCCAAUAAAAAGGAGACGCGAAGUAUUAGCAUGAUCUGUUAUGGGGACCCUGCGGGGAACUCAGCCAUGGCCCAGACUGUUGGUACUCCUGUGGCGAUCACAGCCAAGAUGCUCUUGGAAGGAGACCUGAAGACGUCCGGUGUGUUCACGCCUGUCGCCCGUGAAAUUUACAAGCCGCUAGUCAAGAAAUUGCGAGAAGAAGGGAUUACAAGUAAAGUUUCGUCCAUCUACCAUUGAUGAGACCCAAGCGCCGCCAAUAGAAUGAUCCAAGUGACCGCCUCAACAUGACCUCCUAUCUGGACAAACUGACGAGCUUGAUCCUGGUCAAAUGUAGAUUGUCACAUCAACUACCCUUUCCCUGUCAUGUCUGGGUAAGCGUGGACUACCUGAAGCGAGGGCAGGGAUACUUAGGAAAGUUUAGACGGACUAGCUCCUGGUAGAAAGCAUCUUGCCGCCAUCUGUCUUCACAAGUCUGGAAUAAUUGGACACACUAACGGGUCUGAGACGUUAACGCAUUCAAGGCCCAGCGUCUUCAAGCGAAGUGACGUGGGGCUGUCAAUAGACUAGUUGAGAAAGAUAAGGCUGGGAUAUAUUUUUUUGGAAUAUAAUUUUUGGUAGAUGCAAUAGCUGAAGCAAACAAUUAAGACAUUGUAAUAUAAUGUGUAGAUAAGCAUAAGUGUUUGAAGAAAGAAGUGUUUUUUGGAGAAUGUUCAUUCAAGAAAAAUGAUUUUUAGAAAAUGUCGACUAAUCUCGAAUUAUUGCAUGAAGAAUUCCCGUGCUUGGGCUGGGCACGCCUUUCAACUUUCCCGCGUAAACCGCAGGGUACCCAUUUACUGUAAAUGCUUGUUUUAUCGCCCAGGGCACAUUUAUUUAUCUAUUAAUUUUGGUUACGAUAGGAGCACUAAUUUGUGAUGGAGGUGUGUGUGGGGAGGGGAGUAUUUGAAAGGUGCUUAUCAUUUUUCUAAACGUUUUUCAAGUAUUUAUUUAUUCUAAUUGUAUCUCUUUGUCGUUUACCUCGGGAAUCACUGGUUGUUUACCAUUUGAUCGGAAAUUCCGGUACUUCUGGUUAUUUUGUAAAUGGUACAUAUUCCUCCCACUGGAAAAUUUACGGAAAAUGUGGAGUUGCUUGAGAGGUAGUCCACUUUCUCAGGGGAUACCAGAAAUUCCGGAAAAUCGUGUACGAUUUGCAGUUUUCAAUAGAAUAUUUGACCGAGUCCCCCAUCGGCCACUAUUCCUCAGCACCCCAAAAGUAGAAUUUCUGGGUACUGAAGCAAAUAGUACAAAAGUCAUCCCGGAAAUUCUGGAAUAUAGAAAACUUUUUUUACCAUUAUGGCAUCCCGGAAAAACGGAUCUCAUUCUGGAAUUUCCGAUUAAAUUGUAAACAACCACUGUCACAUGUGCCACGUGAUCAUGAUCACGUGCCACAUUUGGAGAGGGGUUUCUCGCUUUGGGGCGCUGUUUAAGGGUGCGUUUUUUUUCGUAUCAUUCUGGAAUGGGAAUGGUUGGUAGAGAAUGUUCAGAAUGUCAUUCGAGUCAUUCUGCUACAGGUAGCAGAAUGGGUGGAAUGGCCUUCAUUCCAUACCGGAAUGGGAACGCGGGAUAAACGAACGCGCGCUUUUUCUAUUCUAAUCAUUCUCAUUCCGGAAUCACGAAUAAAAAAAAACGCGCCCUAAGAGUGGUGCGCUAGAAGAAGCAUUUACAUUUUUCAAUAACCGAUGUGCACCGAUGCGAGAGUGUAAUAGUUUGUAGUCAAGCGAAUCAAUGUCUGCGCUAUGAAAGGUAAUUUAUUCAAGUGUUCAAACUUAUUAAUUAAAAUGUCAUUUGUUGUCUAAACUA
Nematostella vectensis (starlet sea anemone) is the source of this 4576-nucleotide messenger RNA. Its product is annotated as alpha-aminoadipic semialdehyde synthase, mitochondrial. The transcript is spliced from 23 exons. The coding region runs from base 167 to 2977 and encodes 936 amino acids. Gene Ontology annotation, cellular component: cytoplasm. Lineage: Eukaryota; Metazoa; Cnidaria; Anthozoa; Actiniaria; Edwardsiidae. Gene Ontology annotation, molecular function: saccharopine dehydrogenase activity. The record is from RefSeq and is a predicted model, not a curated record.